AUGGCCUUCCAGCGAACACAGGCUGAACGGAAUCGUCACAGGAUCAUCACAAGUCGUCAUAGGAUCACCACAAGUCGUCAUAGGAUCAUCACAAGUCGUCACAGGAUAUCCACAAGUCGUCAGAGGAUCGUCAUAAGUCGUCACAGGAUCAUCACAAGUCGUCACAGGAUCAUCACAAGUCGUCACAGGAUCAUCACAAGUCGUCAGAGGAUCAUCACAAGUCGUCACAGGAUCACCACAAGUCGUCAUAGGAUCAUCACAUGUCGUCACAGGAUCAUCAACAAGCCGCCCAGUCACCACAAGUCUCAGAGGAUCAUCACAAGUCAGGAUCACCACGUCGGGAUCACCACAAGUCAUCACAGGAUCACCACAAGUCGUCAGGAUCACCACAAGUCGUCACAGGUCACAGAUGAGUCGGGAGUCGUCCACAGGAUCACCACAAGUCGUCUGGGAUCAUCACAAGUCGCUACAGGAUCAUCACAGGGGUCGUCCAGGGUCAUCACUAGUCGUCACAGGAUCACCACAAGUCGUCCGGGAUCCCACAAGUCGUCACAGGAUCACCACAAGUCGUCACAGGAUCACCACAAGUCAGAGGAUCACCACAAGUCAGAGGAUCACCACAAGUCGUCUGGGAUCAUUACAAGUCGUCUGGGAUCAUCACCAAGUCGUGGGAUAUCCAAAAUCGUCAGAGGAUCAUCAAAUCGUCAGAGGAUCACAAGUCAUCACAGGAUCAUCACAAAUCUGGGAUCACCACAAGUCGUCACAGGAUCAUCACAAGCCGUCACAGUCACCACAAGUCGUCACAGGAUCACCACAAGUCGUCACAGGAUCAUCACAAGUCGUCACAGGAUCACAAGCCGUCACAUGAUCACCACAAGUCGUCAGAGGAUCAUCACAAGUCGUCACCAGGAUCACCACAAGUCGUCUGGGAUCACCACAAGUCGGGGUCACCACAAGUCGUCACGGGAUCACCAAGUCGUCACCACAAGUCGUCAGGGUCACCACAGUCGUCACAGGGUCAUCACUAGUCGUCACAGGAUCACAGUCGUAUCACUCACAAGUCGUCACAGGGUCAUCACAAGUCGUCACAGGGUCAUCACAAGCCGUCACAUGAUCACACCACAAGUCGAUCACCACAAGUCGUCACAGGAUCACCACAAGUCGUCACAGGGUCACCACAAGUCGUCACAGGGUCACCACAAGUCGUCACCACAAGUCGUCACAGGGUCAUCACUAGUCGUCCUGGGAUCACCACAAGUCGUCACAGUAUCACCACAAGUCGUCUGGGGUCAUUACAAGUCGUCACAGGGUCAUCACAAGUCGUCACAGGAUCAUCACAAGCCGUCACAUGAUCACCACAAGUCGUCAGAGGAUCAUCACAAGUCGUCAGGAUCACCACAAGUCGUCACAGGAUCACCACAAAGUCGUCACAGGAUCACCAAGUCGUCUGGGAUCACCACAAGUCGUCACAGGAUCACCACAAGUCAGAGGAUCACCACAAGUCGUCUAGGGUCAUCACUAGUCGUCACAGGAUCACCACAAGUCGUCACAGGAUCAUCACAAGUCGUCACAGGAUCAUCACAAGCCGCCACACACCACAGUCGUCAAGAGGAUCAUCACAAGUCGUCACAGGAUCACCACAAGUCGUCUGGGAUCAAGUCGUCUAGGAUCACCACAAGUCAGAGGAUCACCCAAGUCGUCACAGGGUCAUCACUAGUCGAUCACCACAAGUGGGAUCACCACAAGUCGUCACAGGGGUCAUCACUAGUCGUCCAGGAUCACCACAAGUCGUCACAGGAUCACCACAAGUCAUCACAGGAUCACCCUGAUCGAGGAGUCCUCAGGAUCAUCACAAGUCGUCACAGGGUCAUCACUAGUCGUCUGGGAUCACCACAAGUCGUCUGGGAUCACCACAAGUCGUCACAGGAUCACCACAAGUCAUCACAGGAUCACCACAAGUCGUCACAGGAUCACCACAAUCACCACAAGUCGUCACAGGACAGGAUCACCACAAGUCAUCACAGGAUCACCACAAGUCAUCACAGGAUCACCACAAGUCGUCACAGGAUCACCACAAGUCGUCACAGGAUCACCACAAGUCAGAGGAUCAUCACAAGUCGUCACAGGAUCACCACAAGUCAUCACAGGAUCACCACAAGUCGUCACAGGAUCACCACAAGUCGUCACAGGAUCCUAAGUGGUCGUCACAGCGGGCGCGAUGAGCAGCACCCGAGGAGUUAA
Messenger RNA from Homarus americanus (American lobster), 2241 nucleotides. RefSeq names its product probable GPI-anchored adhesin-like protein PGA55. The transcript is spliced from 3 exons. The record is from RefSeq and is a predicted model, not a curated record. The coding region runs from base 1 to 2241 and encodes 746 amino acids. Lineage: Eukaryota; Metazoa; Arthropoda; Malacostraca; Decapoda; Nephropidae.